Capsicum annuum is the source of this 1903-nucleotide messenger RNA. RefSeq lists its product as uncharacterized. The record is from RefSeq and is a predicted model, not a curated record. The coding region runs from base 107 to 1672 and encodes 521 amino acids. Lineage: Eukaryota; Viridiplantae; Streptophyta; Magnoliopsida; Solanales; Solanaceae. The transcript is spliced from 5 exons. Gene Ontology annotation, cellular component: nucleus. Gene Ontology annotation, biological process: regulation of DNA-templated transcription.
UUUCGGCGCAUAUCACGAAGCCUGUUCCUUUUUAUCUCUCUCUCCUACAAAUAUACAUUUUCGACCGUUGGGGUUUUCACACACUCAUACACACGCUGAGAGAAAAAUGGGUUUACGUGGGAGGAAAAGGGCUGCUCCGGUGAAUGUGGAUGAUGUCGACGGAAGUACUCAGAAGAAUUCGGAGUAUGAACAGUUGAGGGAAAAAAGAAUAAAGGAAAAUCUUGAAAGGAUGGAAAAGUUGGGGAUUUUUGAUAUGUCACUCAAACUUAAGCCUACUAGGACACCUGCUGUUCGUAGGACUCCCCAGCGUCUCUCUCCUUUGCAGCCUACUGGACCCGCUCGCCGUUCCUCCAGGCUGCAGAAUGCGACACCAGUUAGCUAUUCAGAGGUGCAUCUGUCGAACUCUUUGGAUGAUGAGAAUCAUUUGUUGAGGGAGGAAGGGUCAAAGCCAGAGAUUUACACAGAAGAACAUGAGAAAUUAUUGGGUUCCACUGAUUUGAGCUGGACUUUUUUCGUGGAUGGAUAUGGAAAAGAUGGAAAGAGAAUCUAUGAUCCAGUCAAGGGAAAAACUUGUCAUCAAUGCAGACAAAAAACUCUUGGUCAUCGUACUCAUUGCUGCAAAUGUCAAAUGGUUCAAGGACAAUUUUGUGGAGAUUGCUUGUAUAUGAGAUACGGAGAACAUGUACUUGAAGCUAACAAGAAUCCAAACUGGAUUUGCCCUGUUUGCCGAGGAAUUUGCAACUGCAGUUUGUGCCGGCAAGCAAAAGGUUGGGCUCCUACUGGUGCUCUUUAUAGGAAGAUUGCAGGACUGGGUUACAAGUCAGUUGCACAUUAUCUAAUUCAAACCCAUCGAGCUACUGUCAGUACUGAGAACAACUCGGCACCAGUCUCUGCAAAAAGAUCACUACCUUUCUCAGAUACAGAAGGUACAAUGGUGAUGACUACUCAAACCGAGGUGAAACCAGUGAAGUAUGAUGCCAAUGAGUCCAACUUAGCUCCAGAACGUAACACAGAGCCCUUGCUGAAGUCCGUUGUUGAACCCUUAGUACAACUGAAACAUGACUCUGAAAACAGUGGUACAAAUCAUGUGCUCUCAUGCGACAAUGUAGGAAAUUUCUCAGCAGACAACAAAUCCGGAAAUGAAAAUGCCGUGCUGGUAGGCAACUCAGUGACUUCUCAAACUGAGGUGAAACCAGUGGAAUAUGAUGGUCAUGAGCCCAACUUAGCACCAGAAAGUAGCACAGAGCCCUUGCAGAAGUCCAUUGUUGAACCCUUAAUACUACUGAAACAUGACUCUGAAGACAGUGGUAAUGAUGUUGCGAUCUCAUGCGACAAUGUAGGAAACUUCUCAGCAGACAACAAAUCAGGAAAUGAAAAUUCUGUGCUGGCAGGCAGUACAUUGACUUCAAGUGCACCUGCGCUUUCUGAAUUGAACGAUGGUCACAAAGGCGAGUCACAACUUGAUCAUGAAUCUGAUAUUGGAAAAGUGCCAUCAUAUGAAGACAAAGAGGAAGGCUUUUGUGUCUCGGAUGACAAAAACUGUGAUGUGGUUCCACCAGAAGAAAGUUCAAAGUCAAAGAUGAUGAAGCCUUGUCGAGCUGCUGCACAAGUUGUUGAUACUAUUGCUGGAAGACUAAGGCAGAGACGUGGAAAGACCAAUGUGGAAGCAUGACAACAUCUCGGAAACAAAUUGUGGGAUAAUCUUUUGCACCUGAAUCAGGUUGCAACGCUAAAUGGUAAAAGCAUAUUCGAUGUGAUAGUGAACAGUGGUCUAGGUGGCUAGUGGUUUUUGCUUAAAUGUACUCAUAUUACCUGUGUAAGGGUUUCUUUUUGCAGAACUGUUUUACUGACUUAACUGAAGUUAAUGGAUCCAAUAUGAACUCUGUUUUUGAGGUGAGUCAAA